Messenger RNA from Caenorhabditis sp. 36 PRJEB53466, 2026 nucleotides. NCBI's taxonomy places the organism in Eukaryota, Metazoa, Nematoda, Chromadorea, Rhabditida, Rhabditidae. The record is from the annotation of a GenBank genome assembly.
AUGAGUCAAGAACAUGGUGAGUUCAAAGCUCUUUUCGACGAGGUUCUAAUUUUUCCCAAGUUUUUCUAGUCGCCGACAGCUGGGAAGAUGCCGACGCCGAUCCAGUCAAAGAAUUGAUGGAAAAAGUGGAAAAGGUGAGCGAAUUCUGAAUAUGCUGAUAAAAAACAAACCAUUUAUUUUAGGUGAAAAUUCUGCAACGGAAGGAAGAAAAGAAAGAGGCCUUCUUUGAAAAAGUGAAGGCCGAAGAGAGCGGUUUGAAUGGAACGAAGUAAAAUAAAUUACAUUCUCUCGACAUAAUAUUGACUUAUUCAGAUUUCCAACUGAAGAAGGGAGCGGAUUGUCUGCCGAGGAACCGAAACGAGUUUUCCUCCGGCGUCCGAAAGACGGAUUCGCAGCUGAAACCGUUAUUGAUUUGUCUUCACCGCCGAGUAAUUCUGCUCCGGAGCCAACUGUAAACGCUCGCGGGCGCAGCGAAAAGAGCAGCUCAAAGGAGUCGAAACAACCUGCUCCAACUCUGGAAGAACGACAAGCGGCUUAUCAAGCUGCUCGGGAUCGGAUCUUGGGCUCCGAGUACAAACCGGAUUCUCAAGAAAUUAAAGAAAUCAAGUUCAUCGACCGAUCAAAAUCCCCGGAAACUCUGCGGAUGACCGAACAGAACAUGGUGGAGCACUACGGAGAAGAGCUGAGCCGCGAGCUGAUGACUCCUGCCGAGCCUCCAGUCAUCCCACCUUCGGAAAUAACAUUCGUUCCGGAUUUCUCGGUAAGUGAAUGCAAUUGUCAAUGCAUGCUCUUAAAUUUGAAUGUCUGCGUGCUUCUGAUUUCAUAACCCUUCUCUAAGUUCUUUCAGCAACCUCCGCCCAAUCUUCCUCCACACGACGGUAGCGAGGGGUACAACGGACCGCCCGGCUUCCAACAAAUGCAGCAACACUUCCCACCACCGCAUCAACAUCAACAUUACAUGGAAAAUCCCUUUUACGUUCACAUGAACAAUCCAGCUGCGAUUCAGUUCCAGAACCAGGCCGGAGGAUUCCAACAAUACAGAGCACAACAGGAGGCAUCCGCCAUUUCGUCUUGUUCGCAAAAUAGCGCCAUCGAGCCACAGAACGAGCAGCAGCAGCAGCCGCAACAGACUGUCUUCUACUGUCAACAGCAACAUCAGCAGCAGCAGCAACAACAAAUGGUUCGUUGAAACGACAGUUAUUUAACAGAACUGACUGAGAUGUUCGUUUUGAAAACUAGCACAACUUCUACAUAUUCCCAUUUCAUUUAUUCACUUCCUUCUAAGUUUCAGGCUUACGUGCCGUACAAUCUGCCGAACAUGGCCUACCCACCUCCGAACUUCACUCCACAAGGCCAGCAGAGCCAGCAGAUGAUGAUGAAUCAGAUGAAUCAUCCCCAAAUGAUUCAGAUGCAGCAGCAGCAUAUUCAGCAGUCCCAAGGCCAGAGAAUGAACAAUUUUCAAGUGCCGAACGGGCAAAAUCCGCGUGGCGGGGCUGUCAAUGGAGGCGUCGGAAGGGGACAGAACAGACAGUUGAUAUACCAGAUGGUGCCGCCGAUGGCCGGUCAAAUGGCUCAUCCGCCACCGAUGGCACCGCAAGUGCAUCAGAAUCAGAAAGGACAGGCUUACAACGGACGGAACGGAGGAAGCGGCGGACAGGGACAACAGAGACAAUUCCAGCAGAAUCAGCAGAACGGACAGUUCCAGAACGUGCAGAAUGCCGGACGGAAAAACGUGAAUAAGAACGGAAAGACUGGGGCGAGAAACGACGGAAUCCCGCAACAACAGCAGAACAAUUUUACUUCUCAGGCACAUAUUCCGAUGAAUUUGGCUGCCGGUCAGAAUCCGAUUCCAUUCGGGUGAGUGAGCAGCCCUGCCUUCCUCCUUCAUUCCCUCCCUUUCAGAUGUCCACCUCGUCAAGUGAAUGCCAUCCGGGAGCAGUACGGCAACAACGUUCGGCCCAAUCCGGGCGCAGGGCUUCUCGGACCGCAUCCGUUGAUGCAAUGGAACCCGAACGCCCGGCAAUAA